Molecule: messenger RNA, 766 nt
Organism: Hyaena hyaena (striped hyena)
Lineage: Eukaryota; Metazoa; Chordata; Mammalia; Carnivora; Hyaenidae
Product: interferon alpha-like
Exons: 1
Coding region: 125-691 (188 amino acids)
Biological process (GO): response to exogenous dsRNA; T cell activation involved in immune response; positive regulation of peptidyl-serine phosphorylation of STAT protein
Cellular component (GO): extracellular region
Molecular function (GO): type I interferon receptor binding; cytokine activity
Source: RefSeq, a predicted model, not a curated record
AAUUGAAAACAAGUGUGCUCCCUACUUAAGCCACACGCACAAGGGAAGAUGUUCAGAGGACCCAGAGCCGCCGGGCAUAUAGGGUCGCACCCCAGCCAGGCCACCAGCACCUGCAAGGUCCCCCAUGGCGCCGCCCAGCUCCUUCCUGACGGCCCUGGUGGUGCUCAGCUGCAGCUCCGUCUGCUCUCUGGGCUGUGAGCCGCCUCACACCCACGGCCUGCCCCACAGGGGGGCCUUGACGCUCCUGGGACACAUGCGGACGCUCCCUGCCGCCUCCUGCCAGAAGGACAGAAGUGACUUUGCCUUCCCCACGGACGCGUUUGAUGGCAGCCGGCUCCAGAAGGCUCAGGCCCUCUCUGUGCUCCACGCGACCAACCAGAAGCUCUUCCAGCUCUUCUGCACGGAGGCCUCCGCGUCUGCCGCCUGGAAUGGCGCCCUCCUGGACGAGUUCUGCGCGGGGCUGGAGCAGCAGCUCACCCACCUGGAAGCCUGUCUCACGCGGGACGCGGGGGCCCGAGACGCUCCCCUCACGAAUGAGGAGUCCGCACUGAGGGACUACUUCCAAAGAAUCUCUCUCUACCUGCGAGAGAAGAAGUACAGCCCCUGCGCCUGGGAGAUCGUCAGAGCGGAAAUCAUGAGAGCCGUGUAUUCAUCGACGGCCUUGCACAGAAGAUUAAGGAGCGACAAGUGAGACCUGCCGCCACAUGGAAUGAUUCUCCCUGACUAGAAACAUGCCGUUUCCACGUGUUGUGCCGUGUCAAAGGCU